AUAAAUCUACAUUAGACUGUGAUGAUUAAAAUGUUUUUUUGGCCAGUGUAAGGAGAAAGUUCCUCUUUUUGAAAUUGAGGUGAUGGGGGAGGGUUUAAGCAGAAAUUCCCACUUGCUUCCUUCAUAAUACGUUGAUUGCUGCUCAGACAGAAAGCUGUUCUUUGUUUGUGCUGGAAUGUGCAGCUUAAUCUAGUGUAUUGCACCAAGGAGCUAAAAACUUGAAAACUGCAGACGGCAGGAUGUGGUUGCAAGGUGAGGACAGUGCAGCGGCAGAGUCUGACGGAGAGAGUGGUUUAUCGUCCGAAGAUGAGGGAGACAUUCAGUGUGAGAUCCUGGAAAUGCAGAGGGAUGAAGCCAACCAGAGGCUGUCUGAAUUGGAGGAAGUCUCCAAUCAGCUCUUGAAAGAGAUAAAUGUACUGGAGAUGCAGUUCCAGAUUGAGCGCUCCUGCAGGGAGAGUGCUGAGGUGCUGGCUGUCAAGGUGACCAAAGAGAACAAAGUCCUGAAGAGGAAGAGCCAGAUGCUGAUGCCGCUCAUCCCUGAGCUGCCUGAAAACUUGGCUGCCGUGACCUUUGACCCAGAGACUGACCCCACGGUUAACGGUGACGAUCUUGGUGAGGAGACGCUGCUGCUGGAGAGUCAAGCCAAGAUAGCAGAGCUGCAGGCAUCAGUGGACGGUCUGCUGGCUGAGAAGCUGCAACUGGAGCAACAAGUGGAGGAUCUGACCAAAGAGCAGGUCCAACUCAGAGAACAGCUAGCUCUGGAGGUCGAGGAGAAAGAGGCCAUACUGAGGAAAGUGAGCAAACAGAGCAAGACCAUGAAUAAAAUCAAACGCGUCUCCCAGCUUGUCACAGAGGAGUUCACAGAAAUGUCUCAGAAGCUGGAGGUGGAGCAGGGCCUACGGCAGCACGCUGAAGUCUUCGCCCACCAGAUAUUGGUGCAGCAGAAUGCGGCCCACAGAGAGAUCGGGAUGCUGACGCAGAGCUCAGAGACCGGCCUGCAGCUGCAGCAGGCACUGGAACAAAUUUCCAACAUCAGCACAGCCCUGUGUGACAUACAACGCUAUUACCAGAACCAGGUGAAAUCGGGUCCGAGCGCUGUGGAAGAGAGCGGCGUCCUCUCUGAGCUGCAGAACCUGAGAGAACAGCUGGAGAAGAGAGAGGAGGAGAGGAAGGCCUUAGAGACUCAGCUGUCUGAAGCUAACAGCACUGUCACGGAGCUCCAGGAGGAAGUGAAACAGUUACAGGAUGCACUGAACCGGGAGGAUGAAAUUGAUAAAUCAGAGGAGAAAGCCGCUCCUGCUCCACCUCCGCCGCCGCCGCCGCCGCCUCCUCCUCUUCCUCCUCCCCCUGCUGUCACCAAUUCACUUGAUUUCCUGAGAAGCAGGAGAAAAGAAAGAGCCAGUAAAGCUGAAUCAAACAAAGCAGCACCCUCGUUGGACCUGAAGACGAAAGCGGUGGAUGAAAUGAUGGAGAGAAUAAAGAGAGGCAUCGUCCUGAGGCCCAUCAAGAGAAUACAGGAGGAUGACAACUCAUGGAAGGACCAGAGGAGUGAAAACAGGAAGUCAGCUAUCGUGGAGUUGAAAGGAAUGCUGGACAACAUGAAGCGACAGCACCUUUGCAGAGUGCCUUCCAGACGGAGCCGAAAUGUUGGGGAAGCAGAGCUCCUGCAGGUGCUCCAGAGGAGGAGGAGAGCCAUGGGGGAGAACAGGGACCAAACACAGGACCCUCAGCCAGGUUCACAGUGUGUCCCAGCAGCAGGAGAUGUUCCCUGGGCAGGCGAGAGCGGCAGCGCCCCUGUGCUCCGGAGGCUGAAACAGAAUAGAGAGAAGAGAGACUCUCGCAUCAGAGCAUCGGCACUGAUAUACAACCAAGAAAACUGAGAGCAGUUACAGGAAGUCUUAUUGUCAUUGCCGUUUUAUACGAUGAUGAGUUUGUUGAGUAAACUGCACCUGCAAUAAAAAAAUAAAUAAUUUUGUGA
This is a messenger RNA of Sander lucioperca (pikeperch), 1978 nucleotides long. RefSeq names its product shootin 2 (gene shtn2). The transcript is spliced from 17 exons. Bases 240 to 1880 code for a protein of 546 amino acids. The record is from RefSeq and is a predicted model, not a curated record. Lineage: Eukaryota; Metazoa; Chordata; Actinopteri; Perciformes; Percidae.